AAAGUAAAAUAUUCAAAUGUUAGCAGUCACCACACUACCCUCUAUUAAAUGGAUACAAAUAUGAGCCAUGUGAGUAAACUGUCCUACAUGUUUAAAAAAUGUCCUGCAGGAGACACUAACAUAUCCCCCAGUCUGGCAGAGCUCAAAUGUUUUCUGUAGGGAUAUGUAGGAGUUUUUGCUGCGCUUAAACAAGUUGUCUAAUCAUUGUUCUAGUCUUACUGACACGUAAAAAAGUUGCUUCGAGUAGUUAUAGCCAACACUGGUAAAAUAUAAAUACUGUCAGGUGUCCCUCUAAAACCUUGGAGACUAAGAAAAAAGCUGUUUCAGCAACAUGAUAUAAAGCUAAUCUUGAAAUUGGUGUGUGGCUCUUUAGAGUGAUAAGCUUAAUUUGGCUCUUACUGCUGAACUGGUUUAACUAAUUCAAGUACUAACUAACUCAGUAACUGUCUGGAUGGAUACUUUGUGUAUCGAGUACAAUAAUCAGUACUGUAUUGUGAGGUGUACUUUAGGUUUAAGAUAUCUUUGAGCUGUACUGUAAAAAUAAAAAUAGAAAGCUGCAGGAUUCACAAUCAUGCAGCUGAGUUCACAAUCAUUUUCAAAGUGUUGGUCAAUAUUUAACCUAAGUAUUUGUGAAGAAAGGAGUUACUAUCUCACCUGUUGAUUCUGAGUGUUUUGUGAACUUUGUCCCUUCACAGUUCCUCUUUAUGAGUCGCUGAAAACAGAGAACUCCAUGUCAUCCUCUAAAGGUGCUUUGGCUCAGUCAAAAACUGUUCCUUGUUUACCAGAGUCUCAUUGUCGUGUCUACUCUCCACCAGGACAGCAGGAUGUGAUGGACAGCCCACGUUUUACCUUCAACCCAAAAGAGGGGAUAGAUAAUCCAGCUCUGAUCAUCACUGAUGAUUUAGAACCUGACCUGUGCAUGGUACCCCGCCUCUGUCAGCUGAAGCGUGUGGAGGGUCAGAGCUUUGGCUUUCACUUACACAUGGAACAGAACAACCAUGGCUUCAUAAUUAGAGAGGUGGAACCUUGGAGUCCUGCAGAGCACAGUGGCCUCAGAGGCGGAGAGCGACUGCUGGAGGUCAAUGAGACAUAUGUGGGCAACAUGGACUUUUUCAAGGUUGUGAGAAAGAUCCAGUCAUGUGGCUUAGACUUGUUUCUUCUGGUGCUACGGAGGGAAGAGUAUGAGCAGGCAGUGGUCAUGGAUUUAGACAUACAAAAGCUCGCAAAAGCCACCAAAGGAGACAGGUGGACUCGCCCAAGACUGUGUCACAUCACCAGACAUCCAGAUCAUGGACUGGGAAUGACUAUCAUACCAAUUACUGGUCAGAGGGGUCGAUACAUGGUGAACACGGUAUCUGAUGGUCCAGCAGAGAAAGCCGGUGUCCACUUUGGAGACAUUUUAGUCUGGAUCAAUGGAGUCUCUGUGUCAGAGCUCACAACCACCAGUCUGAACAGAAUUGUAAAGAAGAGUGGGAACUCGGUGACAUUGCUGGUUAUUGACAGUGACAGUGAGUCCUGUUAUCUCAGGCGGAGGAUGCCCAUCCUUCCUACACUGGCAGAAAGUAACAACCUUCCCUACUAUGCUAAGAACUUACAUUUGCUGAAAAGACCUGAUGGAUUUGGUUUUUUGCUAAGACAAGAGAAAGUGGAACCCCCACAAAAGAUAGCUCAUGUACUGAGGGAAGUGGAUGUAGGGAGUGCAGCAGAGGAAGCAGGUAUGGAGGACGGUGAACUGCUGCUGGCUGUUAAUGGUGACCAUGUUGAGUCCUUGGAACACGAGGAAAUUGUCAGACUGAUAAGAAAAAGUGGUGACAAAGUCACACUAACGUCUAUGUCUGUACAAGGAAGAAAAUAUUAUAGAGAGUUAGGAGUGCCUCCUCUCUUGUUCCAUGAAGAAUAUUCUCUCAACUGCAACAACACAAUGAGCAAUCAGGAUGAUCGGGAUACAGUCCACCUUGAUCACUCUGGAAACAUAAACCCACAGCUAUCAGAGAGAACAGAGGAUGUUUUUCUGUGAUGAAAAAGACGUGACCAAAGGCGAUCAGAGGUUGGAGGAGGAACCUGGACGGGUCAGCAGAAGUCAAUGUGUCAGGAUGUAAAUGUAAUGUUUGGAAUUUGCCUGUUCAGGAGAAGGCGUUAGAUGAAUCAUUGCAGUACAGUUGUCUCGUUUAGUAGCAUAUCUACUUUUUUUUUUCUAAUAUCAUAUUCGGUAGAAAAAGAUAAAGUAGAAAAAUAAUUAAUACCAAUGUCAAUUCUCAUUAUAUCCUUCAUUUGUAUAAAGCGUGAACUGAUCAACAACCUUUUAAACAUCUGAACAAACAUCUUAUUUGUUGGUUCCCACAGUGCUUUAAAAUGUUAAAAUGUAGUUUUUUUCUUUGUUUUUAAGUGAUUUUUAACAAUUGAAAAACCCAGAAAGGUUUUUUUAAACACUGGAUGAAAUUUACAUUAAAACUGUAAUGGUGCAUGUGUAUGUAUACAAACUUGGGGAAAGCAGACGUUUUUCUUAUAAUUGUGGCAUUGAUUGAUGGCUGAUACCACAGUCGGACUUAACUACAGACUGAGAAAAAAGGAAUAUGUGUCUUUUUAUUUGAUGUAUGUAAACUUCCGGUUUCAACUGUAAUUAUGUAUUUUAUUUCUAGAACAGAGUCGUGGAAAAGAAGAGAUGACAUUGUUAAAAAGUCAUAUUUAUUGUCUACAACAGUAUUUUCCAGAUGAAUAUGUUUCUGUAAAUACAACUUUCUAAACAGUUUUUAAAUGAGAUAUUUAAUGAACUGCAAAUUGUUUUUAAGGUAUAUCUGAUUAAAACACCAAAUAUCAAACUGUGAUUGCAAUGGUUCUAUAGUUGUUAAUUAGUGAUUAAUGUCUUAUUUGAAGUCUAAUUAUUGUAAAAAAGAAAAUACUUCCCGUAGAAACGCAUAGCAAAAUACAUGAAACAGAGGAGAUGAAAUCUACUAAAGGUUUUCACAUAGGUCCGGAAGGGAAAGCACUAAC
Messenger RNA from Poecilia latipinna (sailfin molly), 2991 nucleotides. RefSeq names its product Na(+)/H(+) exchange regulatory cofactor NHE-RF4-like. The transcript has 11 exons. Gene Ontology annotation, cellular component: apical plasma membrane. Gene Ontology annotation, molecular function: protein-membrane adaptor activity; signaling receptor binding. Gene Ontology annotation, biological process: protein localization to plasma membrane. NCBI's taxonomy places the organism in Eukaryota, Metazoa, Chordata, Actinopteri, Cyprinodontiformes, Poeciliidae. Bases 731 to 2017 code for a protein of 428 amino acids. The record is from RefSeq and is a predicted model, not a curated record.